AUGCCGAGAUCAAGUUUCCUGACGGCAACACUGGCGAUGAAAGCGGCACAGGCGUCCUGGAGUAAUCUCCCGGUUCAGAAACUCGAUAGAAAAGGUAUAAGAGGAGCUCGAUCCAGACAGAGUUGUAAUCAAGUCAAAGACAAGAACAGUAUACCAAGUAUUGUACCUCCACCACCAAAGUUAACCCCCUUGAGAAGUUCUAUCUUAGCUAUAGAUACAAUGUCCAACUCGGUCAAAAAGGCUAUCCAGAAGCUAUUCGACGAUGCUGCGAAGAGCAAAUCCGCAAUGUCCCGCCUUCUCAAUCCAAGUGCAGACGGUGCGGGAGGUCGUGUCUACCCCGCCAGGAACGCUAAAAACGACGCCAAGUAUGGAGUCCGCGUUGACAAGGGGGAAGCGGUCCACGGACAACCAAACAAACUCCGACUCCAUCUGCAGAUCAACUCCAAUGCAGAGAGCAAGACCCUCCGAGAUCUAGCGAAAAAAGAUCCUCAUCGUGUUGUUUCCACUGCCGAUGUCGACACUCAGCAAGGUGCUACAAAGGAGGGUCUAGAAGAUCUAGAAGCACAGUUCAAGAAUAAUCUCAGGGUUUGA
Ascochyta rabiei is the source of this 591-nucleotide messenger RNA. RefSeq lists its product as uncharacterized. NCBI's taxonomy places the organism in Eukaryota, Fungi, Ascomycota, Dothideomycetes, Pleosporales, Didymellaceae. The coding region runs from base 1 to 591 and encodes 196 amino acids. The record is from RefSeq and is a predicted model, not a curated record. The transcript has 2 exons.